Orbilia oligospora ATCC 24927 is the source of this 384-nucleotide messenger RNA. RefSeq lists its product as uncharacterized. Lineage: Eukaryota; Fungi; Ascomycota; Orbiliomycetes; Orbiliales; Orbiliaceae. The record is from RefSeq and is a predicted model, not a curated record. The transcript has a single exon. Bases 1 to 384 code for a protein of 127 amino acids.
AUGAAGCCAUCAACCUUCAUCUCCACCUUCUUCCUCUUCGCCUCCAUCCUCGCAGCUCCAGUAGCUCAAGCCCCAACCCCCACAGGAACCACCACCACCACCGCAGCAGCAGCAGCAUCUCCAACCGGCGACUCUGCUAUAAGCGACUACCUCAUCGUCAUGGACGACAAUGAAAAACGUCCAUGGAGCGAAAUCUUCGCCGAGAUGGGGGCUAAAUGGCCCACAAUCACGGCCUUCGAAGGGAAUCAAACUCAUCCGUUCGGUGAUAGCUUGAGAGCUUUUACUGUGGAGGUUACUCAGGCGCAGGCGGAUAAUAUUGCUACUAUGCCGAAUGUUGUUAGUGUUGAGAAGAAUAGUGCUGUUAGGAUGAUUGGGCCUUUGUAG